AUGGGUGCCGCGGGGUCUGUCGGUGUCGUCGACCCCACAGCCCUGCGAAAAGAGUAUGAGGCUAUGGCGGCUCAGGACGUCGGGGACGAGGAACUCCUUAACCACAUGAAGAAGCUCAUUAUCUCUCCGAAAACAGAAGCGGCAGACAAGCCGAAGACAAAGGAAACAGCGCCCAAUGUCGAAGGCACCCGACGAUCAUCAGUGAGGCGCAACUCCGGACCGGCACCCGGGGUCGACAGCGCAGCAGUGGCGGGACCGAAAGCUAGGCGCGGCUCUGGAGGAAUCGCUGCGUCCGGUGUCGAAGGGGGGGCGGCGGGGAGCACUGCGAGGCGUGGUUCGGCAUCCAGACCUCUCUCGCACAACAGUCGGCUCUCUCAAAGUAGUAGCAGCACGCAGGCUUCGCAGCAAAGCAGGCGUGCUUCAAACGCUCGUCGCUCGAGCGUAGACGGCGAUCGACCCCUGUCGGCGCCCCAGACAAAGCCGCCGGUCCCUAAGCAGCGGCCUCGUAGCUCGCUCGGGGAGAAGAACGACGGAAGCGGCAAGCCGACCAAGUCUAGGAGAAGAUCAUACCUCGGGCAGCCGACUGCUGGACAGGGUGGGGUUGCCGUGGGCGCCGCUGCGGCGGUUGCAGUCGAUGCGGCGGCUGCUGUUGACGGUGCUGCGCCAGCUCAGGACGAGCCAGCAAAGGACGAGCCACCUCAAGACGUCGAGGAUAUGAAGAUAGACAGCUGGGAAUCGGUCUCGCAACAGCCUUCGUGCCCACUCUGCCACAUGGUUUUCUCGACGGAAGGAAAGAGGGACCAGCAUAUUAAGUACUCCCCGGUGCACGCUCCCCCCGCAGAGGGUUCAAAUCCCCCGCCCGAGCCCACCAUGGACAGCAUAACAAUUUAUUCCGGCUCGAAGCUAUUCUGGCGCACUAGGCUGAACGUGGAGAUGUUCAUGCAGCAGCACAAAACGGCCAACAACGUUGUUCAAAUGGACGCGGCGGAGAGGGCGUUCCACAACCUUGGAAUGAAACCGACGCCUGAGAACGUGCAGGCGGAGGCCACGCGGAAGGCCGCUGUGUCCUUCAUCAUCAAGAGAAUACAGGUGGAUCGGGAUGAGAGUCCCGAGGAGGCCGGGGGACCCGCGGUGUCUCACAAGGUGUCCAUGCUGCAGAUGGCCGCGGACGAGGACGGGAUGCAGCUACUCGUGGAAAAGCCGGAGGGGGUCAACGACACCUUCAGCCGAGCGAUGACGAAGCGGGCUUCAAUCCAAGAGGUCGCCGAGGUGAUGACGAGCUUGAGGAAGAGCCUGGGAGAUGUUAACACGGCCGCCCAGGCGGCUGCAGCCAGUCUCGUCGGGGCAACGGGUACUGUGGAGCAGGGCCGGCGUGGGUCGGUGGAGGUCGCGCGACGAGCGUCGAUUCAAGGGUCCUGA
Molecule: messenger RNA, 1419 nt
Organism: Ectocarpus siliculosus
Lineage: Eukaryota; Phaeophyceae; Ectocarpales; Ectocarpaceae
Source: the annotation of a GenBank genome assembly